CACACUCGCUUUUGAUUUCUAUUCAUACACAUCCUCUGUUAUUCUGAUGUUCUCACUGCCGAGGCUUUAAAGCGUGUUAAAUCUAUAAGCUGUUGUUCCAUUUACGUCUUUUUCUUCCCUGUGGAGGAUUUGCAUUGUUAUUUAGCAAAACUGCAGGACCAUGUUUUAAAUUUCAUAUAAAGAUAAUUUCACAGUCAUUUAAAAAAAUGUUUUGACCUUGAUUUUAAUGUUUAUUUAUUCUAAAAUACAGCUCUAUCUUCAGCUUUUAAAAACUUUAUAUAUUUUUUUAUAUUAGAUGCAUAAUAACCAUAAUAAUUACUAAUUGCUGUAAUGUGGAUUAGAUCUGAAAUAUCAAGUGGUAGAUUAGUUUCUGUCCUUAUGUUACAUGUGACUCAGUGUCUUUGGGUUUUGUAGUUUUUGGAACAUGAACAGAACAUGGCGGUGAUCUCACGACUGAAUGCUUUUAUUUUCUCUCAGGUUUUCUUUCGGUGAGACAUGGAGACGAUAUGGCUUUAUCAGUUUCGUCUGAUCGUCAUCGGAGACUCCACGGUCGGCAAGUCGUGUCUGAUCCGGAGGUUCACCGAGGGACGCUUCGCCCAGGUGUCAGACCCGACGGUGGGGGUGGACUUCUUCUCUCGCCUGGUGGAGAUCGAGCCGGGCAAGAGAAUCAAACUACAGAUCUGGGACACUGCGGGGCAGGAGAGGUUCAGGUCCAUCACCAGAGCCUACUACCGUAACUCGGUGGGAGGGCUCUUGCUCUUCGACAUCACAAACCGCCGCUCCUUCCAGAACGUCCACAACUGGCUGGAAGAGGCCCAGAGCCACGUCCAGCCGCACAACAUCGUCUUCCUGCUGGUGGGUCACAAGUGUGACCUGGAGGCCCAGCGCCAGGUGACCCAGCACGAGGCCGAGAAGCUGGCGGGCACCUACGGGAUGCGCUACGUGGAGACGUCGGCACGGGAAUCCAUCAAUGUGGAGAAGGCGUUUGUAGAUCUGACGAAGGACAUCUUUGAGCUGGUACGCAGCGGGGACAUUACGAUCCAGGACGGCUGGGAGGGCGUCAAGAGUGGAUUGGUCCCUAACACCGUCCACUCCUCCGAGGAGGUCACCAAGGGCAGCCGGCAGUGCUUCUGCUGAUUCCCCUGAAGGCUCACGGGCUGGCAGCUCGUCGCUCUUCAGUGGACUCCCACCUGGAGGAGAUCUGUCUCCUGUCUUGGCCAGUUUUUGGGGGGGGGGGUUCAUAAUAUUUCCCCUGCUCAGUUACACAAUUUACUUCUAUAUAUAUAUAUACACAAGACAUUGUUUUUAUCUUUCGCUGCCUGUUUAUGGCUCUUUAUCGAUGUUCCUUACAGGCGUAGAAGCACAAGAAGCAUCCCAAUCUUAUCACUCUUCUGUUUGCAUGUGUGUGUGUGUGUGUGUGUGUGUGUGUGUGACUGACGGUAAUAAUCCUGCUGUCUUUGCAGCCCUCAACACUUCAAGCUUUACUGCACUUUUGGCCUUUCCCGAUGUGUACAGAUAUACUCCAGUGGAUCGUGAUGUUGUCGGUGCCCUUCUCUUCAUGACUGAUACCGUCAGUGAACUGUGUGAAUCAGAGAUUCCGAGACCGAGCCAUCCCUCUUCCUUUUCAUGCAUAAUAUAUAUUGCAACCGUGUACAGACUAUUGAACCAUUGGGGGAGACGAGACGGAAAGAGGUCCUCGCUGAUUGUACUGCACUACGAAUCCAAGUGGCUUAAAACAUGAAGAGAGCGGAUGAAAAUGCAAGUGAUCUCAGAUUGAACCAAAGUUUGAGACUCAGCUGGACCUGUUGUUUGUUUGUCCGACUGCGACCUGCUAACGACCGCUUGAGGAAGAGGUUGCACUGUGAAAAUGUUAAAUGGAACAUUUGAUGAAAGGAAAAAGAUACUGUAGCUGCUCAUUGAUAGCCAUUAUAACUUAAUAAUAGCAAGGAGAUUUAUCAAUCUGUAAAGUACCCACAUUCAUGUUUACUGUGUUGAUUUACUGGUGAGAACUGUUAAGACGUAACCUUAAAGCCUUUUGUUUGAAACCCCGAUAUGUUCAAUAUUAGAUCAUGUAAAAUAUAUAAAUGAACCGUCAAUUUGUAAAAUAAAUGAAGAGAUGCUUCGAACUUAUGAUGACAUGUUGUUUGUUAUUUUCUCAAUGACAUUUUUAUUGGAGUUCAUUUUUAUUUUAUUAUUUACAUUUGUAUUUAAUAUGCCCCUUUUUGAAAAUGUCUGUUAUUUUGCAUGAUGGCAUUUUCUUGAUGGCAGUAUAUUUCAAAUUUCAUAUUUUAGUUUCAGCGGUGUUGUCACCUUGCCUCAUGUCCCAAUAAACUGCUAUCAAAUGUAUCACUUUAUCUUCUUCGGUAGAUGCUGUUAGAGAAACGGAGCGGCGUCAUGUGGUCCCAGAUGUUCCUCAUAAAACACAAAGUAACUGAACUAACCAGCUUUUGGUCAUUAUUUAUGAUCCUGUGCAGCUAGUUUGCAGCUGGGUGAGUUCAGGCUUGUUAAACUAGAGAAGAGGCGAGUCACAUGUCUGUGUACUGGGCUCAUUUACCACUGAUGCAUGGUUUGGUUAAUAUUUGACAUUGUUGUUGUUGGAGGAGCUAACGGUCUAAAUGUGAUAGCAGUUGUUGAUCUUAAGAAAGCUAAGAAAAGGGGGUCUUCUGAUUGGCUGAAAGGUGAGAGGCCUGUGACAUCGCUGUCUAAAAAAUGAUAUCAUGAAAUAAAAGUGAAGUUAAUUGAACUGUUUUUAAAUUCCUUAAAUAAAAAUGAUACUUUUGAAAAUGUCUGUCUAUUAUGAAAUGGAAAGUAACUCUGUAAAUAUGAAAUUCAGAAAUUAUUGUAAAAAAUUAUUGUUUGAUUUAUUUGUCAUACUAACUUGUUAUAUUAAACGCUUUGGGGCACCAUACUUUUGUUAACUGA
Pseudoliparis swirei is the source of this 2922-nucleotide messenger RNA. Its product is annotated as ras-related protein Rab-39B-like. The record is from RefSeq and is a predicted model, not a curated record. Gene Ontology annotation, molecular function: GTPase activity; GTP binding. Gene Ontology annotation, cellular component: Golgi membrane. NCBI's taxonomy places the organism in Eukaryota, Metazoa, Chordata, Actinopteri, Perciformes, Liparidae. Gene Ontology annotation, biological process: Rab protein signal transduction. The coding region runs from base 496 to 1137 and encodes 213 amino acids. The transcript has 3 exons.